GUGAAGCCCGUGAAGGUUGCUGCUCCGGAUGGCAAGGGUAAAGUCGAUGACUUCUGGGAGCCGGCCAAGAAGGAGCUGUUGGGUGACCCGCGUUUGCUCGAGCGCAUGGUCAACUACGAUAAGGACAACAUGUCUGAGGAGUGCAUCAAGAAAGUGCAACCCUUGUACGAUUCGGAAAUGUUUGACCCGGAUAUCAUCAAGAAAGCCUCGAUCGCAGCCAUGGGUAUCUGUAAGUGGGUACGUGCGAUGGUGGUGUACGAUAAGGUACUUCUUCUACUGCUUUGAUAUUGAGUAUGGACAGAAGACUAACAUCGUCAGAAGUUGCACCACGGACGUUGUAACAAGAUCUCAGAUGCGCCGUCAGAUGUAGUUUUAGCGAAAAUUUUGUGUUAAUUUUGUUGACAUCAGAAUUCUUGACGAUCAUAAUUCCCUGCCUCGGAAAAUAAUUACACACCACAUUCAUCUGUCCUCCUUUCUAAUCCUGACGACCGUAAUUCCCUCGGAAAAUGAUUACAAGAUCUUCAUCAUUCAUCUCUUUUCCUUAAAUCUCCCCGUUUCGUCCCUCACCAGGUCGCCAAAGAGGUCGGCCCCAAGCGUGCUAAGUUGGCGAAGGCUGAGAAGUCUGCCUCAGACGCCAUGGAAUUGCUUGCUACCAAGAAAGCAGAACUCGCUGAAGUGAUUGCUCUCGUUGACAAGUUGGUGACCCAAUUGAACGACGCCAAAAACAAAUUGGAGGAGUUGCAGAAGAACUCUGAUGAUUGCCGAGCCAAGCUCGUGCGUGCGGAAAAAUUAAUCACUGGUUUGGGAGGCGAGAAAGCAGCAUGGACGCAGAACAGUGCCAAACUGGGCAAGGACUACACCAAUUUGACAGGCGAUAUCUUGAUCGCGUCUGGUAUUAUGGCUUAUUUGGGUUGCUUCACCGGCGUAUACCGAAAAGAAGCCUGCGAUCGGUGGCUCGCACGUCUCACGGAAUUGCAGAUCCCAGCUUCGGCAGAGUACUCUACUAGAAGUAGAUUUAUAGAAUUUUGAUCUUCUUUCUUUUUCUUGUUGUUAAAGUUAAUUCAUCUGGUUUAUGAUUUCGACUACGGAUUGCGAGCAACUGGCGUAUCAAAAAAACACUCAGGUUCAGUUUGUCGAAUUGCAUUGGAGAUCCAGUGAAGAUUCGUAAGUGGGUCAUCGACAAGUUGCCCAACGAUUCGCUUUCCAUCGAUAACGCGAUUAUCUUGCAUAGUUAAGGGGUGCCUGCUAACAUCCUAAAGUAUACUAUAAAAGUAACAUGCUCUACUAACAGUCACAGUCUCUAGUAAGUAACAUUUUUUGACGACCGACAACAUCCUUUUCACGUGGAAAUGAUAACAUAUUUUUCCUACGACGAAAAAAUCUAAGCCCUAAGCAACCUGUUGGUUUUGAAGAAUGUCAAUCAUGUGGCCUGAAGUCAAAGGACAUUUUCGGAAAUAUGUCAAUCAUGUGACAACCUCGUCUAAGAUUGCAGUCGUCGUUGGCCGUUGAUGAUCGAUCCGCAGAACCAGGCCAACAAGUGGGUGAAGACCAUGCAUGGUGCGGGGCUUAAGAUUUUCCGAUUGAACCAGAACUACGCACGUCAAUUGGAGACCUGCAUCUCGUUCGGUAACCCAGUGCUGAUCGAGAACAUUGGUCUGACUAUUGAUGCGAUGCUUGACCCGCUUCUGCUAAAGGCCACGUUCAAGCAGGGAUCGCAAGAAAUGAUCCGAUUGGGUACAAAAAACUACCUACUACCUAUUUGGCUAGAGCUAGUUUUAUUCGUGGAUCAUUAUGACAUUUAAGCUUAUAGUUCUGGCUGUAGUUAUUUAAGUUUUCUUUUCAGUUGGAGGACCAUUUUCGUGCUAAGAAAAAUUUUUGACUAAGUGUACUCCUCAACGGAGUUUAACUUUUGCCUCCAGGUGACAGCACGGUCGAGUACAGCAAGGAUUUCAAGCUGUAUUUCACGACGAAGCUUCCGAACCCCCAUUAUGCUCCGGAGAUCUGCGUUGCCGCGUGUCUGUUGAACUUUAUGGCCACCGUCGACGGUUUAACCGAUGCAAUGUUGGGUAUUCUGGUUGCGAAAGAAGAACCAGAAAUCGAAGAAUCGCGUGUCCGCCUCGUGAUCGAGUCCGCGCAGUCGAAAGCCGAAUUGGCCGAAAUCGAGAACAAGAUUUUGGCACUCCUGUCGGCGUCUAGUGGUGAUAUCCUGGAGGACGAGGAAUUGAUCAACACGUUGGCCAGUUCAAAAAUCACAUCUACGCGCAUUGGAGAACAGGUGAAGGUCCAGGAAAUGACCGCUGCAAACAUCGCGCAGACGCGUCUCUCCUACACGCCACACUCUUUCCGCUGCUCCGCAUUGUUCUUUUAUGAAAAAAUAUAUAUUACAGUUGUACAAUAAUAGCAGUUCGUUGUACAAUAUUGAUAGCAUUAUGUUCAUCAUGGUCGUGGUGCUGCUGGUUUAGUAGUAUGAGUAUUUUUUGUUUGAACUUCUAUUAGAAGAAGGAGGAACAAGGGAAAAUCAAUGAAGCGACCAGGUACAACAGGACAUGCGUCUAAUCAAAACAGAAAGAACACAGUACACAGUUGUUGCAUACAGAACUGAAUAAGUCUAUACCAUGGUCGUGGGUACACAGGAGAGAGAAUCGACUCGGAAUAGUAUUAAGUAGGAAGUGCUAUCUUCAUCGUAUUAGUAUGUAAAUGAUCCUAACCUAACCCACCUCUAAUCUCCCGUCGUGGCCGACUUGCGCACUGUGGACCCCAUGUACGAGUUUUCUUUGGAUUGGUUCGUGGUGCAGUUUAACACCUCUAUCGAUAUGGCGGAGGCCAAAGAGAGCAAGGACGAUCGUUUGCAGGAACUGUUCCGUUCCUGCCUUGCUCGCUUGUACGACAUGGUCUGCCGGUCCUUGUUUGCCAAGGACAAAUUGCUGUACUCGUUGAUGCUCUGCCUGAAGUGCAUGGAGACGGACAAGGAAUUGAACUUGGGACAACUGACCAUGUUGUUGACUUGCGUGCCUGGCGGCGCCACGGAUCCGAAGCCGGAGAACAGCGACUGGCUCACCGAUGUCAGCUGGGCUCGUGUGAACACGCUCACCACUUUGGGGGAUGUCUUCGAAGGUUUCAUGGCUGAUUUCGCUGGCAACUUGGAUGGCUGGAAGGCGGUCUUCGACAGUGAGGACCCGAUGGCAGCUGAGGUCGAGUGGCCCAAGAACAUGAAGGCCAAGUGCAACCCUUUGCAGCGUGCUCUGGUCAUGUUCGCUCUGCGUACGGAUGCCGUCGUCGUCGCUCUCCAGGAAGUCGUGCUUGCGAAGCUCGGAAAGGAGUACCUGCUGGUGCCACCGUUUGACUUGCCAACAUGGUUCAAGUUAUGUGCAGGAUGAGAAAUCGAUCGCGGGUUCACAGACGUUUCUUGAUAUUUGAAUCUUGCACAGCAGUCUUUAGACGUAAGUGCUUCCUAAAGAUUGCAUGUCCAAAUGACAGCUCACACAUUCUAUGGAAACUCCUUGCCCUACUUCGACGUCUUCCCACCCUUUCUAAUCUCCGAUAGCUCUCCCGCGGUUCCGCUGAUCUUUAUCCUGUCUAGUGGUUCCGAUCCUAUGGCCGAUGUGACGAACUUGGCGAUGAAAUACGAUAUGUUGUCCAAGAUUGUGCCGAUCUCGCUGGGUCAGGGUCAAGGGCCGAAAGCAACUGCAGGAAUCAAUUAUGAAGAGGAGGCGUUUUUAUCUUGUUUGAACAACAAGAAUAUGAAGUUGCAAUCGACGAGUCAUGAUUCAGAAGAUGGCGUACUACUCGAUCCACCUGAGGCUUGUUUCAACGUAGAAGUCGUUAAUCAUAGAAGAAAAGAAAGAGGGACGACGACGGGUGUAAAAUCAAUCUGUUGCGCCAGGAUCCAGCUCUGUCUCACUCAAUGAUGUUCAUGUUGUACCUUUCCCCCCUCUUCCUCUAACUUCCGGACGGUUCCGCCAAUGGUAAGUGGGUGCUUCUGCAGAACUGUCACUUGGGUGUCAGUUACAUGCCCAUUUUAGAAGGUAUGAUUGAAGCUUGGAAGCCAGAUGAUCUGAACCCAGACUUCCGUCUGUGGCUGACGGCUUGUCCAUCCCCAGACUUCCCGAUCGCCAUUCUGCAAGGUGGUAUCAAGAUGACGAUCGAACCGCCAAAGGGUCUACGAAACUCACUGCAGAGAGCUUAUCGCGGUAAUGACUUUUGAGUUUGAGCGUGGGUGCCCUACGCACUGAUCUAGCCUAAAAAUACAACGUGGUGUCAAUUUUUCUUUUCUUGGAUAAAAUAAACCUCUGUGAGACAUCAACCUCUUCCUUGAUGAAAGACGCAUACGCGGCAUUGCCAUCCUUCUACUGUCCCCGCGAACAAUUCGCUCCUAAACCCUAAACCCCCCAAACCGGCAGGCAUGGACGAGGAGUGGUUCGAGUCCUCCACCAAACCUCGCACGUUUAAGAAGCUCCUGUUCGGUCUCUGCUUCUUCCAUGGUCUCAUCCUGGAACGUCGUGCCUUUGGGCCAAUUGGAUGGAACGUUGCGUACGGAUUCUCGGAACCCGAUUUGGAUAUCUCUCAGAAACAAUUGCGUAACUUCUUGGAGGACUUCUCAGAUAUUCCGUAUGCUGCGCUUAAUUACAUGGUUGCCGAAGCGAACUAUGGUGGUCGUGUCACAGAUGGACAAGAUAGGAGGCUUAUCGUAUUAUUGGAAUUUUUCUUAUACUGCCUGUGGGUACACCCACUUCAAGCACAGGGCUAAUAAUGAAGCAUGCAUUUAUUUUUUCUUACUGCCUGUGAUAUUAAAGCAGAAGCAAUUUAAUUUAAAAGCUCGUUCUUGAGAUGAUUCCGAUCUGUUUUGCUAAAAAAUGCAGGUUUACCUUAGAAGUAGUUGUUCCUACAAAGGUGCGAUCAUAGCACUAUCAAAUCUCUUCCGAUAUUGUUCCUUUGCGAAUCCAGGUUCAUCAUCCAUCCCCUUCCCACCACAAACGACCCACAGGUCGAGAUCAUCAAGGACUUCUACACACCUCAAGUCCUUGACGACGAUUACCGCUUCUCUAUCAGUGGUAUUUACUACUCACCGGUUGCGAACACGAUUCAAGAGCAUCUCGCGUACGUCGAAAGCCUCCCAUUGAACCACACGCCAGAAGUCUUCUGGCUCCACCCGAACGCGUCUUUGACAGCAUCCAUCAAUGAGGGUGUGAGCAUUUUGAAGAACGCGCUGCUGUUGAUGUUAAGGCUUGCUUCCAGAAAUUCAUCUUCUUCAUGAGGUACGUAAACGUAUCUCUGACAUGCUUCCUAAGCUCAGAGCCAGAGAUGAAUUGAGGUACGUAAACGUAUCUCUGACAUGCUUGUCAGAGUCAGAUAUGCGGGUCAUUCAAGAAGAAUUUGGCAUCAGGUCAAGAAGAGUUUUCUAAUUUUGGCUUCCUUCGGUGGAGGCGGUGGCGGCGACGACGAAGAUGAGGGCGCAGCUGCCAUGACUCCGGAGCAGAGGUAUUCCGCAGCUGCGGAAGGUGUCCUGGCCACGUUCCCCGAAGCGUUCGAUAUGGGAGCUACUAUGCGAAAAUACCCAGUGAAAUACGAGCAGUGCCUGAACACUGUGUUGUUGAACGAAUUGGUGAAAUUCAUCAAGCUGUACAACAAGAUCUACGACACUUGCGUUAACUUGGGCAAGGCAGUCAAGGGUCUCGUCAUCUUCUCGCCAGAGUUGGAGUUAUGAACAUUGAUUUUUUUUCAAAAGCUCCUGAACAUUUUCAAAUUUUCAAAAGCUAAUAAAUCUCCCUAAUAAUUCUUCUUUUCGAUUCUUGGUUAUAAGGAACAGAAGGAACAGAUAAUAGGUGACGGCGUAGAACAUUUUCUCAUGACGUUCGCUACCUACUACCCAUGAUCUUUCUCGCUACCUACUACCCAUGAUCUUUCUCUAUCUCUAUCGCAAUGCACCCAGCACGCACCGCGCUAGUUCUUCUUUUCGAUUCUUGGUUAAGGAACAGAAGGGACAGAUAAUAGACUGCGUAGCGACGUGUCGCGUGCUACCCUGUUGCUCUUGUCAUAAGUAGAUAUUCCUACCUUUUGACUGUUUCUUCCUCCCCCUCUCCGGACCUUCUAACCGCCGAAGUCGCGAACGGGUUCCUCACCAAUGCUAUUCCGGGUGCUUGGUUGGGUGUCAGUUAUCCUAGUUUGAAGCCGGCGAUGAGCUACGUGGAUGACUUCUUCAAGCGGUGCAAAUUCAUGGACGAUUGGAUCAAGCAAGGAAUUCCGAAUACGUUCUGGUUCUCGGCGUUCUUCUUCCAGCAGGCGUAUUUGACCGGUGUUCUGCAGAACUUCGCUCGGUCGGCGUCGAUCGCCAUCGAUAAGCUGAUGUGGAACUUUGAGGUGUUGAAGUCCUCCAUAACCGACCCGGAACCGCCAGAGCGCGGUGGCUACAUUCGUGGAUUGUACAUGCAGGGUGCACGAUGGGAUGACGAGACGAUGACCCUGCAGGACUCCUUCCCGAAGGUGCUGUGGUCCACGGUUCCACUGCUCUUUAUGGCUUGUUUGCAAUAUUAUAAUAGCUAUUUUUACUCCUCUGUAAUGUUGUAAUCCAGUACUAUCCCGUAAUGUUGUUGUAAUUGCGUACCAGUACAACUAGAGGCAGCAGCAUUUUCUAUUUCUUUGGCCCUAUCUUCUCCCUCUAAGUCCCGGUUGAAGCCAGUCGAAAAGGACAAGGACGAGCACGAUUACCCGGCCAUGUACGCCAACCCGGUCUACAAGUGCUCCGAUCGACGUGGUGUGCUGUCGACUUCCGGUCACAGUUCCAACUUCAUCAUGUUCAUGUACAUGCCGGCUGACACGACUCAGGGCCACAACGAAAACUUCUGGACCAAGCGUGGUGUCGCGAUGAUCUCGCAGACCGACGAUUAAACUUACUUCUGGAAGAGAUAGAGAUACAGCUACUCUUGGGAGGUCUAAGGUCGAAGAAUGACUUUCUUGGUAGUAAGUAGGUCUAAGAAUGUUAAGACAUUAUUCUUGAGCUGGACGAGGAGGAUGGCUCUACCUAGAGAUGGUUUUGAUGACUUCAUGUUAUCAUUCCACGAUGCUGAAAACAGCAUUUAACUUGUGUGAAGCUUGAAACGGUGGUGGAGUAGAACUUCACAACAACUGAAUCUUAACUAGAGACGAAACAGAAUCAGAAUUCUCACGCUGCUUCUUUCAAUACUGCAGUGCGAAUAUGACGUUACUGCACUACCUAUAUGAAAUGAUCAAAAAGUUCUUGUUGCGAAACACUAUGGUUUAUUGAACAAAUUAUCAUCAAAAUAGGUCUUUGUCUAUGAACAAUAAUACAUCAAGAAAUACUUCCGCAUCUCUAAGAUGUUUCGAACUGAAGAAAAUGAACGAAAUCUAAUCAAGUAUAUUUAACUUACAGAACAAUAUGAUUACGAGUUAGUCGUAUAACAAACUACAACUAUUAGCAUUAAGAUGGAAAUCAAUAUCAAAAGAAGAAGAUAUUGUUUCUAUCUUCUAACAACAAAAUAUGAAUCUAGCUGCACAGCGGACUGUCAUUAUCAUUUGUCAUUAUCACAAUUUAAUUCUUAGGAAUUAUCAAACAUCAAGGCAUUACAGAUUAUUGUUCUUACUUAGACAGAAAGAAAAAGAGAAUUAAAUCUAGAUUGAUUAUGACGAUCUACUUCUACAACAACUUAUCUAGUAUCGUAUGUAGGCGUAGUGAUCUAGAAGUGAAGUAGUGAGAGGAAGAUCAAUGGCUGAAAAAACGAGCAACUCUCAGAUACUCCUAACGUCCUCCAGAAGUCGGAGGCACUUCUUGAGAUUCGUUAGAACUGAUGAGAGGAAGUACAAUAGAAAAAGAUAGGCAAACUACCUUAAUGUUGAGGCUGAGUCGAAGAAAAGAAGAGCUGCGAUGUCUGACGGUGUGAGGUGGGAGGACAUGCACAGAAGCAGCCACAGCUCAAAACAAGAACCUAUGAAACUAUAUCUUUGGGCCUCGGGAAAUAAAUCAGCUGAAAAUAUUGAAAACUCUUUUCACG
This is a messenger RNA of Amoebophrya sp. A25, 8006 nucleotides long. Lineage: Eukaryota; Dinophyceae; Syndiniales; Amoebophryaceae. The record is from the annotation of a GenBank genome assembly.